CAGUGGACACAUAACACUUCCACCGGGGGACUCGGUCAUACGGAGCGGCACACCGUGUUGUUUAACUGCCUACUCGGCAGGGGGGUGACCCUGGCGGAAAUAAACCGAGUUGAACCAGCGGAUGGGGUUCUGUGGGGACAGCCAACUGUACCCGAAAAUCCAUUUUGUUAAAGAAACCGACGGUUUAUAAAGCGACAAAAAAAAUUCCCUCAGCGAGCGGACGGCAGGCUCGCCACUACAUCCAGGGAGUAAGUGAGGCGCUAUUCACCUCCUUACGGUGGGAGGGGGACACGGCAGCAGUCCCCGGGACCUGCGUUUCCCCUUUUUGUAAAGUAGUCCGCGGAGGGAUACCGGCUAGGCCUUGCUCUGACACUAUGAAGUAGUUCGGUGUUAGCGGAAAGAUCCAGAGAGAUAAAAUAGUGCGCGGAGGGAUCUGGGCCUCGCGUCCUCAGCUGAUCGGUGAGAAGCAGGAGCCGGAGAGCAGCGGAGACGCCUGGGGGAGUGCGGCGGAGACAGAGUGAAUGGUAGUGUCUAGAAAGGGUAUGUCCCUUCAGGAGAGAGGUGCCAAUGUCCAGCCGGCCUAAUAACAAUCCAGGGGGGUCACUGCGACGUUCACAGAGGAACACUGCUGGGGCCCAGCCGCAAGAGGACACUGCAGGAGGAAGCAACAGGUCCCAGUUAGAGCAGGCAGAACCUAAGACCCUUAGCCUUCCUGAAAGCAGAAAGUCACUUUCUAAGACCCCCAAAGUGCAGUCUAAUACAGCUUCUGCCCAGUCCAGGGGAUUCAGCUCUAAAAGGGGCUGUAGUUCAUCUUCUAUUUUAAUACCACAACCUGAGGAUCCAGAACAGAGUGUAACAUCCGAAAGUCAAAAGCCUAAGAAAGACCCCUCCCGUGGAGUUAAACGUAGUGCUAGCCCUGAUUACAGCCGGACCCACUCCCCAAACUCUGCUAAGAAACCCAAAGCACUUCAGCACGCUGAGCCCUCUGUUGGGACGAGGCGACCAAAUAAUAAACCUAAGAAGAGACAGAUUGACCAGGAGCAUUCAGCUCCACCCACAUCAUUGCCAUCAACAAGCAAAGCACACAGCAGGAAGGGUGGAGUCCCCGGCACCUCCCCGCUGCAGAAAAGGAGAAGGACAGAUAACUCCUCUUGUGUGAAGAGCAGCAGUGCAGCCGCAGCAGCGACUGGUGCAGAAGACAGGCCUCCAAAACCCACCAAGCUGGCUUCAAAAUCAGCCACCUCAGCCAAAGCUGGGUGUAGCACCAUUACAGAUUCGUCCUCUUCUGCCUCCACCUCUUCUUCCUCCUCUUCAGCUGUCGCCUCUGUCUCCUCUGCUGCACCUCCAGGAGCUAGAGGGAAACAAGGCAAGGACCAGAACAAGGCUAGGCGCUCCCGUUCUGCCUCAAGCCCCAGCCCUCGGAGGAGCAGCCGGGAAAAAGAACAGGCCAAAGCUAGCAGUUCCUCUAAGUUUGAUUGGGCAGCUCGUUUUAGCCCAAAAGUCAGCCUUCCCAAAACAAAACUUUCCCUACCGGGUUCUUCCAAGGCUGAGACCUCAAAACCUGGACCCUCAGGAUUACAGGCAAAACUAGCAAACUUGAGAAAAUCCACAAAGAAGCGCAGUGAGUCGCCACCUGCUGAGCUCCCCAGCCUGCGGCGGAGCACACGACAAAAGACCACGGGCUCCUGUGCUAGCACCAGUCGGCGAGGCUCUGGCCUGGGCAAGCGAGCAGCAGCUGAAGCUCGCCGACAGGAGAAGAUGGCUGAUCCUGAUAACCAGGAGGGAGCCAAUUCUUCGGCUGCACGCACUGAUGAGACUGCCCAGGGAGCAGCAGGAGCUACAGGCGAAAGAUCUUCAUCUCUUCUCUCCCCUCCAGCCUCUAGCUCUGUAGCUGGUGCUGUGGGGAUGACAACAUCUGGCGAAAGUGAGAGUGAUGACUCUGAAAUGGGACGGCUGCAAGCUCUCCUGGAAGCCCGGGGCCUUCCUCCUCACCUAUUUGGACCCCUUGGACCUCGCAUGUCCCAGCUUUUCCAUCGGACUAUUGGAAGUGGAGCGAGCUCCAAGGCCCAGCAGCUGCUGCAGGGUCUUCAGGCCACAGACGAGAGUCAGCAACUCCAAGCUGUCAUUGAGAUGUGCCAACUGCUGGUAAUGGGAAAUGAAGAGACACUUGGAGGAUUCCCAGUGAAGAAUGUUGUUCCUGCACUGAUAACUUUGCUGCAGAUGGAGCACAACUUUGACAUUAUGAACCAUGCAUGUCGAGCUUUAACCUAUAUGAUGGAGGCACUUCCACGUUCCUCAGCUGUGGUGGUUGAUGCUAUCCCUGUGUUCCUAGAGAAACUGCAGGUCAUUCAGUGCAUAGAUGUAGCGGAACAGGCUCUCACUGCUCUUGAAAUGUUAUCCCGCAGGCACAGUAAAGCCAUUCUCCAGGCUGGAGGACUUGCCGACUGCCUCUUAUAUCUAGAGUUCUUCAGCAUCAAUGCUCAGAGGAACGCUUUAGCCAUAGCAGCCAACUGCUGCCAGAGCAUCAGUCCAGACGAGUUUCACUUUGUUGCUGAUUCUCUUCCACUGCUGACACAGAGAUUAACCCAUCAGGAUAAGAAAUCCGUGGAAAGCACUUGCCUCUGUUUUGCACGUCUAGUAGAUAAUUUCCAGCAUGAAGAGAACCUUCUCCAGCAAGUGGCUUCUAGAGACCUUCUUACCAACAUCCAACAACUUCUGGUAGUGACUCCUCCAAUCUUGAGCUCGGGCAUGUUCAUCAUGGUGGUCCGAAUGUUCUCCUUGAUGUGUUCCAACUGCCCCACGCUGGCCGUGCAGCUCAUGAAACAAAACAUAGCAGAAACUCUUCACUUCCUCUUGUGUGGGGCUUCAAAUGGUAGUUGCCUGGAGCAAAUUGACCUGGUCCCACGGAGUCCCCAGGAGCUGUAUGAACUGACCUCUCUUAUAUGUGAGCUGAUGCCAUGUCUACCGAAGGAAGGAAUAUUUGCAGUUGACACAAUGUUAAAGAAAGGAAAUGCCCAAAACACAGAUGGGGCGAUUUGGCAGUGGAGGGAUGACCGUGGCCUGUGGCACCCAUACAGCCGAAUAGACAGUCGCAUCAUUGAGGCAGCCCAUCAGGUUGGUGAGGAUGAGAUAAGUUUGUCUACACUGGGGCGUGUUUAUACUAUUGAUUUUAAUUCUAUGCAGCAAAUCAACGAGGACACCGGAACUGCACGCGCCAUUCAGAGAAAACCUAACCCUUUAGCCAAUGCGAACACUAGUGGACAUUCUGAGCUCAAAAGAGAAGACGCGAGGGCGCAGCUGAUGAAAGAGGACCCUGAGCUGGCCAAGUCUUUUAUUAAGACCUUGUUUGGAGUGCUUUAUGAAGUGUAUAGCUCCUCUGCGGGGCCCGCGGUCAGACACAAGUGCCUUAGAGCAAUCCUUAGAAUCAUUUAUUUUGCUGAUGCUGAGCUCCUAAAAGAUGUUUUAAAGAACCAUGCCGUCUCCAGUCACAUAGCGUCUAUGUUGUCAAGUCAGGACCUGAAAAUAGUGGUGGGAGCUCUUCAGAUGGCCGAGAUAUUAAUGCAGAAAUUACCGGACAUAUUCAGUGUAUACUUCAGAAGAGAAGGUGUGAUGCACCAAGUGAAAAACUUGGCUGAAUCUGAGACUCUCUUAACAAGCCCACCAAAGGUCUGCACCAACGGCUCUGGUUCUCUAGUGGGUGGCGGGACUAUAAACACUGGAAUUGGCACUGCGGCUGGGAAUGCCGCAGCUGACCUAGGGUCUCCCAGCCUGCAGCACCGAGAUGACUCCUUGGACCUUAGCCCACAAGGGCGGCUUAGUGACGUUUUGAAGCGGAAAAGGCUGCCAAAACGUGGGCCAAGAAGACCGAAGUACUCUCCUCCUCGAGAUGAAGAUAAAGCGGACAAUCAAGCUAAAAGCCCAACAGCCACGCAGUCUCCGAAAUCCUCGUUUUUGGCCAGCUUAAAUCCCAAAACCUGGGGCAGAUUGAGCACACAGUCCAAUAGCAACAACAUAGAGCCAGCACGAACAGCGGGUGUAAGCGGAUUGGCAAGAACCGCAUCAAAGGAUACCAUCUCAAACAACAGGGAGAGAAUUCGCGGAUGGAUAAAGGAGCAGGCACAUAAGUUUGUAGAACGAUAUUUCAGCUCCGAAAACAUGGACGGCAGCAAUCCUGCACUUAAUGUACUACAGAGACUCUGCAAUGCCACAGAGCAGCUCAACCUUCAGGUGGAUGGUGGAGCUGAGUGCCUUGUAGAAAUUCGAAGCAUCGUCUCGGAGUCUGAUGUCUCAUCAUUUGAAAUCCAGCACAGUGGCUUCGUGAAACAACUGCUUUUGUAUCUGACUUCCAAAAGUGAGAAAGACAUUGUAAGCAGAGACAUCCGACUGAAAAGAUUCUUACACGUCUUCUUUGGCUCCCCGAUUCCGGGAGAUGAGCUGCUUGGAAAGGUAGAUCCGACAGGAAACGGCCAUUUGCUGGCCCUGGUCCACAAAAUGAACAACUGCCUCAGUCAGAUGGAGCAGUUCCCAGUAAAAGUACAUGAUUUUCCAAGUGGAAAUGGGACAGGGAGCAGAGGAUCACAGGCUCUGAAGUUUUUCAAUACUCAUCAGCUUAAGUGUCAGCUGCAGAGACAUCCUGACUGCACCAAUGUAAAGCAAUGGAAAGGCGGUCCUGUUAAAAUAGAUCCUCUGGCUCUGGUACAAGCCAUUGAGCGAUAUCUAGUGGUCAGAGGGUAUGGCAGAGUACGAGAAGAUGACGAGGACAGUGAUGAUGAUGGCUCUGAUGAAGAAAUUGACGAAUCCUUGGCUGCUCAGUUCUUGAAUUCGGGGAAUGUACGACACAGGCUACAGUUUUAUAUUGGAGAUCACUUGCUCCCUUACAACAUGACUGUGUACCAGGCUGUUAGACAGUAUAGCAUACAGACUGAGGAGGAGAGGGAGUCUACAGAUGAUGAAAGCAAUCCACUAGGAAGAGCUGGCAUCUGGACCAAGACGCACACUAUCUGGUAUAAACCAGUUAGGGAAGAGGAAGAGAGCACAAAAGACUCAGUAGGUGGCAAGCGUGGUCGUGCCCAAACUGCACCAACCAAAACAUCUCCUAGGAAUUCAAAGAAACAUGAUGAACUGUGGCAUGAUGGAAUCUGCCCCAAAAUUUCAAAUCCUUUAGAAAAUUACCUAAUUUCUUCCCCACCUGAAAAUAUCACUUUCGAUGACCCAUCCCUUGACGUGGUGAUUCUUCUGAGGGUUCUCCAUGCGAUUAGCAGAUACUGGUUUUAUUUGUAUGAUAAUGCAGUCUGCAAAGAGAUAAUCUCCACAGCUGAGUUUAUCAAUAGCAAAUUGACCGCAAAGGCAAACAGGCAGCUGCAAGAUCCUCUGGUCAUUAUGACGGGAAACAUUCCCACCUGGUUAACGGAGCUUGGCAAAAGCUGUCCAUUUUUCUUCCCCUUUGACACUCGGCAAAUGUUGUUUUACGUGACUGCAUUUGACAGAGACCGGGCAAUGCAAAGGCUGCUGGACACAAAUCCAGAGAUCAACCAGUCAGAUUCUCAGGACAGCAGAGUGGCCCCCAGGCUGGACAGGAAAAAACGCACUGUGAAUAGAGAUGAGCUUCUAAAACAGGCAGAAUCUGUUAUGCAGGAUCUGGGAAGCUCUCGAGCCAUGUUGGAGAUUCAGUAUGAGAAUGAGGUUGGUACUGGAUUGGGACCCACUUUGGAGUUUUAUGCACUUGUAUCUCAGGAAUUACAAAGAGCUGACCUCGGACUUUGGAGAGGCGAAGAGAUCACUCUCGUCAAUCCUAAAGGGAGUCAAGAAGGGAUGAAGUACAUUCAUAACUUGCAGGGCCUGUUUGCUCUUCCCUUUGGUCGGACGGCUAAGCCAGCACAUAUCGCAAAGGUCAAAAUGAAGUUUCGGUUUCUUGGCAAACUAAUGGCUAAAGCCAUCAUGGAUUUCAGACUGGUGGACAUUCCUCUUGGCCUCCCAUUCUACAAGUGGAUGUUACGGCAAGAAUUCUCUUUGGCCUCCCAUGAUUUGGUCAAUAUUGACCCAGUUGUGGCAAAGUCUGUGUAUCACCUGGAAGACAUUGUGAGACAGAAAAAGAGACUGGAACAGGAUAAGGCACAGACCAAAGAGUCUCUGCAAUUUGCACUUGAAAGUCUGAAUAUGAGUGGCUGCUCUAUAGACGAUCUGGGCCUGGACUUCACAUUGCCGGGCUUUCCCAAUAUUGAACUGAAGAAGGGGGGGAAAGACCUACCGGUAACCAUUCACAAUCUGGAUGAGUAUGUACGGCUUGUAAUUUAUUGGGCACUGAAUGAAGGCGUCUCCAGGCAAUUUGACUCCUUCCGGGAUGGCUUUGAAUCCGUCUUCCCACUUAAUCACUUACAGUAUUUUUACCCAGAGGAGCUGGAUCAACUCCUGUGUGGCAGUAAGGCGGAUCCUUGGGAUGUAAAGACACUGAUGGAGUGCUGUAGGCCAGACCAUGGUUAUACCCAUGACAGUCGAGCAGUGAAAUUCCUCUUUGAAAUCCUCAGCAGUUUUGACAACGAACAGCAGAGACUAUUCCUCCAGUUUGUCACAGGGAGCCCAAGACUGCCUGUAGGAGGCUUCCGAAGCCUGAAUCCUCCGCUCACCAUCGUCCGCAAGACUUUUGAAUCUACCGAAAACCCGGAUGAUUUCUUGCCCUCCGUUAUGACCUGUGUCAACUACCUUAAACUGCCAGACUAUUCUAGUAUUGAGAUUAUGCGUGAGAAACUGUUAAUUGCUGCCCGCGAAGGACAACAGUCAUUCCACCUUUCUUGAUCCCACGGACCUUACCACGGAGCCCACUUAAGAGGAUAACAGAUCAUGAUUUCUUUUCUAAGUGUAUCACCAGAGUCAAGGCGACAAACUCCGCCUUAUCAUAGAGAGAAAAAACUGAUGCAGUUUAUUACAAACACACACACACGGAAAAAAAAAUACAAAAAAAGAUCUAGAUCCAUUAAAAAGCCCCCUGGACAUCUGAAACCGAUCAGGCUUGAAAGAUUUGUGACCUAAGUUUGUUUAGAAUUUUUUUUGGCUUAAAUUAUCCUUUUAUUUGAGUGAAGUUUUUAAAUUGCUUUGCCGUGUGACUUUAAAAGAGGAGGGAUAUUAAACAAAAUUAGUCUAUUUAAAAAAAAAAAAAAAAAAAAACAGGAAAGGGAUGUUUUUUGAAGCUGGAAAAAAAAAAUAUCGAUGUGCAGUUUAAAAAUCCCAGUCUGUGUGUAUCCAUCAAGUUAAAUAUACAACUCACUACCCUCCACCAACUUGUACCCAUCCAAAAGCAAAACGCAAAGCCUGUUCUUUUGAAAAGCCCAGUUAUGCCGUUAAGUGUAUUUUUCUCACUUGACACAGCCUCUCCGAUUUACAUGUUAUGUGCAAUUUAGUUUCCUGCGUGUGCAGAUUUAUGGAAAGAAGUCUUGUUAGUUUUCCUAAAAGCAGCAACUCUGCCUCUGAACAUAGUGAAAGAGCAGAAAGGGAGGGGAAGGCUUAGUGAUUUACUGGCGCGUUUCAGAAGUGCAUGGUGCUGCUGGACUGGGGCAGCAAACAACUGGUGGUUUGUAACAGCCUUUUUACAGGAUACUUUAAAACUGUUUACACAGUAUAUAAAGAACUGAGUGGUGUUUGUUUGUUUUUUUUGGUUUAUUUUUUUCUUUUGAUUUGUUUCAAAUGUAAACUUUAAAAAAUAAAAAAAAUAAAAAAAAAACUUGGCUGGUCUGUAUUUAUACCAAUACAGCCAUAGCAUUUCAAUUUAAUGUAUAUUUUAAAAAAGAAAUCGUUUAAAAAAUUCAAUGCCCUGUUUCAUUCUUUUCUCUUCAGAUUAUUAUAUUUUUUUUAAUGUUUUUUUUUUUCUGGUUCUAGUUUGGGGGAAGGGGGGGUUGGAAAUGUUUUGACACAAAUGAAAGCAAAUGUUCUCAAUGUCCUGUUCUAUGUGCUGAUUUCUCAGAUCUGCAAUAAUCUACUUAAUCAGGUUCAUGUUUUUACCUGAAUAUAAAUAAAACCGAGAAAAAGUUUGCUUCA
Pseudophryne corroboree (corroboree frog) is the source of this 8028-nucleotide messenger RNA. RefSeq names its product thyroid hormone receptor interactor 12 (gene TRIP12). Gene Ontology annotation, molecular function: ubiquitin protein ligase activity; zinc ion binding. Gene Ontology annotation, cellular component: nuclear speck. Lineage: Eukaryota; Metazoa; Chordata; Amphibia; Anura; Myobatrachidae. Gene Ontology annotation, biological process: proteasome-mediated ubiquitin-dependent protein catabolic process; DNA damage response; protein polyubiquitination. The transcript is spliced from 42 exons. Bases 568 to 6792 code for a protein of 2074 amino acids. The record is from RefSeq and is a predicted model, not a curated record.